AUGCUGACUGGGCUAGGCACCUGGGAGUCCGCCGUGGAGGCGGUGGAGGCGCAGAGCCAACUGCAGAAGAAAAAACGCGGCGGCGGCUUUCAAAGCUUCGGACUGGGCAAACCCCUGCUCGACGCCGUGCUGCGCCUCGGCUACAAUGUGCCGACGCCCAUUCAGCGUAAGGCCAUUCCGCCAAUGAUUCAGGGGAACGAUUUGGUGGCCAUGGCACGCACAGGAUCCGGCAAGACGGCGGCGUUUCUUAUUCCCAUGUUGAAUCUUCUAAAGUCACACAGCAAGACGGUUGGAAUUCGUGGACUCGUACUCUCUCCAACGCGCGAAUUGAGUUUGCAGAUUUUACGUUUUGGUAUCCAGCUGAACAAGUUUCUGGAUCUCCGCCUCGCAGCGCUAGUCGGUGGCAACUCACUCGAGCAACAGUUCGAGCUGCUCGGGUCGAAUCCUGACAUUGUGGUCGCCACACCGGGCCGCCUUCUCCACAUCAUUGAAGAGGCUUCCCUGAAGCUGAGUAUGGUGAGGUGCCUGGUAUUAGAUGAGGCCGACCGUCUGUUUGAGCUUGGGCUGCAGCCACAGAUUGUUGCCAUUAUGCAGAGGGUGCCAGACACGUGUCAGCGGGCACUUUUUUCAGCCACAAUGCCAAGCGUUUUGGCGGAAUUCACUAGCGCAGGACUCCACAACCCUGUAGUCAUUCGUCUGGAUGCCGAAAUGAAGUUAAGUGAUAAACUGAAACAAAGCGCCUUCCUUGUCCGUAACGAUGAGAAGGUGGCCGCGCUGAUCCUGCUUCUUAAGAAGGUGAUCGGCGUGUCGGCAGACAACACGAGCGACGGCAAGGUUCAACAAGCGCUUAUUUUUGUUGAGUCUAAGUUUCACGUGGAUUACUUACAAUUGAUCAUGGAGGCAUAUCAGAUCUCUUGCAGCGCCGUGCAUGGCCAGAUGGACCAGGAGGCGCGUCGUCUUGCGGUGCAGGCGUUUUCAAAGCGGGAAACGCAUGUUAUGAUUGUCACAGACGUUGCCGCACGUGGCCUCGACCUUCCGCUGCUUGACAAUGUCGUGAACUUCUCCUUUACACCCACGCCAAAGUUGUUUGUGCAUCGUGUGGGUCGUGUGGCGCGCGCUGGCCGCUAUGGUGCGGCCUACUCACUCCUCACCUUUGAAGACUUCCCGUACUACGUCGACCUCAUGGCAUUUCUCGAUCGUCCCUUGCAGUGUCGGCGCACCGAGGGUGACUUGCUCUUCACGGCGGAUGACGGCUGCUUUGGCCGUAUGCCAGAGGAAGACUUGCAGCUGGAGCUCGACUUCCUGCGUCGCCUCGCUUUGACGGAUGUGGAGGUGAAGAACAUGGCGAAGGUUGUCGACAACGCACACAAGAAGUUUACACGCACGAAGAAGAAGGCGACGCACGACGGCAUUCAAGAGGCUAGGCAAGAGAAGUACCAAUUCGACAACACACCGCUGCACCCACUUUUUGUAGAGCGACUGGAGGCGAAGCGCAUCAUCGCCGAUGAGGCCCGGUUUAACCUCAAGCGUUUCAAGGCGAAGGAGUCUGUCCUGGAAAUGAUUCACGGCGAAAAGAUGUUUGAAAUUAAAAAGCCUGUGACAAUUCAAACCCUAUGGAAAGAGCAGCAGGGCCACGCGGAAGCAACUAAGCAAGAAGUUCCUGUAGCGGCGGAGGAAGGGAGUUCAGCGAAGGGUAGCAGCGCAGCGUUGACUACAAGAGAUGCGAAGGGGCCGGAAAAGAAGUUAUCACUGGCAGAAAAACUUCUUCUGAAGGCACAAGAACGCAAAAAACGGGGCCGAGAGGAGAUGGAGUGUAAUACCAACGAAGACGAGGGUGUUACAGUGUGCCCUGCGCGAGGUGUGCAUGGUCUGGAGGCGGACUACGGCGUCGGUGGCGGGAACUACCGCGACCAGGAUUAUUUUAUGGAAACCACAAAGCGCAGCACGAUGGAGGACGCGCACUACUCCGUGAAGGACGCAACAUUUGACAUGGGUGCGGAGAGUGCGCAGGAGGCGCAGCAGCAGCGCCAAGUCUUUGCGUGGAGCAAGAAGAAGAAUCGCUUUGUCCGAAUGAAUGUCAACGACGCAAAGGCCAUGUUGCGCGGUGUAAAGAAUGAGUCAGGAAAGGCAGUGAACUUUAAGUCUAAGCUUGAGGCCUACUCACGAUGGAUCAAGAAGAGCAACAUGCGUAUUCAGGACGUCGGGGAGGAGGAGGAUCUCGGCCCCCUCAAUCGUGCCAGGGCCGCCCAAGAGCAGGGCAGCACCGGCUACAACCGUGACGCCGACGAGGAUGAAGACACGGUGGACAUCAGUGACCCAAAUCAGGGGAAGAAACUACGGGUUGGUCGCAAGCAACGCCGUCUGCCAAAGGACGGGCACCUUCGCACCUUUGAGGAGAUGGCGCUCAUCAAACGCAGGGCAGAAAAGGAGAAGGCCCGCUUGUCACGAAAGAAGCAGAAGCGAAAGAGCAAGUAG
Molecule: messenger RNA, 2475 nt
Organism: Trypanosoma conorhini
Lineage: Eukaryota; Euglenozoa; Kinetoplastea; Trypanosomatida; Trypanosomatidae
Product: putative ATP-dependent RNA helicase
Exons: 1
Coding region: 1-2475 (824 amino acids)
Cellular component (GO): nucleus
Molecular function (GO): RNA binding; RNA helicase activity; ATP binding
Source: RefSeq, a predicted model, not a curated record